Molecule: messenger RNA, 1758 nt
Organism: Daphnia magna
Lineage: Eukaryota; Metazoa; Arthropoda; Branchiopoda; Diplostraca; Daphniidae
Exons: 2
Coding region: 115-1623 (502 amino acids)
Biological process (GO): rRNA base methylation
Cellular component (GO): cytoplasm
Molecular function (GO): rRNA (uridine-N3-)-methyltransferase activity
Source: RefSeq, a predicted model, not a curated record
GUUUCGCUUUCGCGUUUUAGGGAUGCCCCUAUGCCAAUUGCUUCAAAAAAUCAAAUAAACCGUAUACAUUUGCACUACCUAUUCUAAGUAAAUGUACGAAGAAAAGAUCACAAAAUGUUAGAUGUUUCGCAAUUAGAAGGUGGGAAACAGGUUUUGCUGGUUGGUGAAGGAAACUUUUCUUUCACGAUAUCUUUACUUAUGAAAAUUGCUGAUUCAACAAAGUCGCCAAUUUCGGCCAAAUUAAUCUCAUCUUGCUUUCAGAAAUACAGAAAUCUCUCCAAUACAGUCAAAGAAAAUGCGCGGUUUGCGUGUACGUUAGGUGCUGAAGUCUGGUUUGGGAUUGAUGCAACAAGUUUACAUCAACAUGAGAGAUUCAAAAAUGAGAAAUUUGAUUUCAUUGUAUUCAAUUUCCCUCAUGUAGGAGGGAAAAUGAAGAUACACCUCAAUCGCCUCCUUCUUAAAAAUUUCUUUGUAAGUUCCAGCUUAUUGUUAAGUGAGAAUGGAAAAAUACUUGUUACAUUAUGUAGAGAGCAAAGUGGAACACCAUAUGAUAAAAUCAAAAGAAAACAUGGGGAUACAUGGCAAAUAAUUGAUAUGGCUACCCAUGGAGAUCUAGUACUUGUUGAAGCCCACCCCUUCUGCUCUACCAGUUGGCCACUCUACAACUCAAAUGGAUAUCGAAGUCUAGAGAAAGGCUUCCAAUUGGAUGAAGCUAUUACAUUCACCUUUGCAAGGACUCUACUAAGGAUUGAAUGCAAAGAUAUCAAGAAUCAAGAGGACUUCACCCGUUUGCACUGCCCUUAUGUUCAAGAUCAUCUAGAUCAAAUAGAAAAUUGUAUUUUUAAAGAAACUCAGCUCUUCUCUCAUUAUAUGGAGGAAACAAAGUGUCCAGUAAGGGUCUGUGAUACUCUGCAAACAAUAUGUCUUUGUCGACAUCCAGAAAGCACCAAAUGGUGGGAAAUACUACAUACUGAGAAAAAGGAUUACGAUCUUUCAUGUUUGUUGGUGUGCUAUCCAUGUUGGGGUGACAAACCUAAAGCCCCUCAAAGGAUUAUUCUGAUGAAUCUUACAACAAAUUCUGAUGCGCCAUUGCUGAAUUUUAUCCAUCGCCGUUGUGCUAAACGAGAAGAAAAAGGAAACAGUCCUGACGUAACAAUUACACACUACCAAGAAGCAUUUAAUACGCUGGAAAUCGCAACCGUCUUUUUCGGAAAUGAUAGCAAUGACAACGCCAUCACCGUUGCUAUCUAUAUCGAUCCGUUUUUUCAACUUCAAACCAACUUCGUUGAGAGUUGGCCAAAACUUCCGUUCCCUCUAGAAUCGUAUUUAGCUCCGACGUCCAUACAUCCGCCUGCGCAUUGUCAUGACAUUUGUUUUUGGAUUCCGGUUACUUUUACACCGAAAUGUUUUGCUUGUGCACUUUUCACAGUUGCAGGACAAAUCAUAAAAAGUUUUUGGCUUAUUGAUGAAUAUUUCUGCCCAGUCAAGAAACAAAAAAGUCUAUGUUAUCGAAUAAUUUACCAGUCUCUGUCUGCAGCUUUAAGCUCGGAAAAAGCUUUUUAUUUGCAAACGAAAGUAAUAGGGCCGUUUUUGGAGGCAUGCCUCGGUAUAAUAAUACGUUAGCUAUUGGAAUUUACUUUGACACUGGGAUUCUUACGUCGCCAAUCUUCUAGUAGUUUUGCUCCGCAAAGUUUCUUUUAUACAGUUUUCUGUUUAGAAAUUUGAGAGAAGGUUAAGUAAUAAAUAAAUGACACCGAA